Messenger RNA from Tripterygium wilfordii, 2577 nucleotides. Its product is annotated as mitochondrial Rho GTPase 1-like. The transcript has 15 exons. Gene Ontology annotation, cellular component: mitochondrial outer membrane. Lineage: Eukaryota; Viridiplantae; Streptophyta; Magnoliopsida; Celastrales; Celastraceae. Gene Ontology annotation, biological process: small GTPase-mediated signal transduction; mitochondrion organization. Gene Ontology annotation, molecular function: GTPase activity; calcium ion binding; GTP binding. Bases 370 to 2313 code for a protein of 647 amino acids. The record is from RefSeq and is a predicted model, not a curated record.
AUGCGCACCACAUUGAGAGCUCCCCCUUCGCAGGCUUUCCUUGCCAGGCAAACAAAUCAAAAAGCCGCUUAGACAGAAACAGCUCUUCUUCUUCUUCAUCAAAGCCACCAGAACCAGUCCAAUCUAGGGUUCUUGGUUGCCUGCAUCAAUCAUCAAAAAAUUCUCUAGGUUUCGAUUCUUCGCUUCACAUUUCUGUUUAUUUACCUUUUAUGCCAUCGUGCCCCCUGUAAAUCUCUACACAGUAAUUAGCUUAAUCACACACUCUUCAUCUCUUUUUCUAUCCUUCGUGAAAUCAAGCUUUCAGCCCCUGUAACUGAAUUCCUUGACGCUUUUGCCGGUCUAUUUCAAUCAGGGUUUUCUCGAGGUUCUAUGGCAAAAACUCAAGCUGGAACUGUGAAUCCCGGAGGCCGGACCGGGGUUCGUAUUGUGGUUGCGGGAGACCCUGGCACCGGAAAAUCCAGCUUGAUUGUCACCGCCGCUGCCGAAACUUUCCCUACAAAUGUGCCGCCGGUGCUUCCUCCGACGAGGCUUCCCGAAGAUUUUUACCCCGACCGCGUUCCUAUCACUCUUAUAGAUUCUUCUUCAAGAGAGGAGGAUAAGGGUAGAGUAAGUGAGGAACUGAAGCGGGCUGAUGUGGUUGUUCUUACUUACGCAUGUGAUGAUCAUAGGACUCUUGAUAGAUUGAGUACUUACUGGCUUCCAGAACUUCGGCGCCUUGAGGUGAAGGUUCCGGUCAUAGUGGUGGGUUGUAAGCUGGAUUUAAGAGAGGAGAACCUGCAAGUGAGCCUGGAACAAGUGAUGGCACCAAUAAUGCAACAAUUCCGGGAGAUUGAAACUUGUAUUGAAUGUUCUGCAUUGAAUCAUAUUCAAAUCCCGGAGGUUUUCUAUUAUGCGCAAAAAGCAGUGCUCCAUCCAACUGGUCCCCUUUUUGAUCAGGAAACACAAACUUUGAAGCCCCGGUGUGUAAGGGCCUUGAAGCGUAUAUUUAUUCUUUGUGACCACGACCGCGAUGGUGCCCUUAGUGAUGCAGAGUUGAAUGAUUUUCAGGUCAAAUGUUUCAACGCUCCUUUGCAACCUUCUGAAAUUGUGGGUGUUAAGAGAGUUGUACAAGAAAAAUUGAAAGAAGGUGUCAAUGAACGUGGACUUACACUGACAGGAUUUCUCUUUCUCCAUGCCCUAUUCAUAGAGAAGGGACGUUUGGAGACAACAUGGACUGUCCUUAGGAAAUUUGGAUAUAACAAUGAUAUCAAACUUAUUGAUGAACUCAUUCCAUCUUCGUUCAAAAGAACUGCAGACCAGAGCGUGGAGCUGACAAAUGAAGCCAUUGACUUUUUGAAGGGAAUCUACGAAUUGUUUGACAGCGAUUUUGAUAAUAACUUGCGUCUUUAUGAACUGGAAGAUAUUUUCUCUACAGCACCAGAAUGUCCUUGGAAUGAAGCUCCAUACAAGUAUGCUGCAGAGAAAACUGCGCUAGGGGGAUUAUCGCUUGAUGCAUUUCUGUCAGAGUGGGCCCUUAUGACACUCUUAGAGCCAGCUCGAACCAUGGAGAAUCUAAUAUAUAUUGGAUAUACUCUUGAUCUUUCUUCUGCUGUCCGAGUGACUAGGCGAAGACGUCUAGAUCGCAAGAAGCAACAAUCAGAUAGGAAUGUUUUUCAAUGCUUCGUUUUUGGACCUAAGAAUGCUGGAAAGUCUGCAUUGUUGAAUUCUUUUCUGGGAAGCUCAUUCUCUGAUAGUUACACUUCCACAACUGAAGAACGAUUUGCAGUGAAUGUUGUCGAUCAACCUGGGGGAAUUAAGAAAACUCUUGUGUUGCGAGAAGUUCCUGAAGAUGGAGUUAAAAGAUUUUUGUCUAGGAAAGAGUCUUUGGCAGCAUGUGACAUGGCUCUAUUUGUAUAUGACAGUUCUGAUGAGUUGUCAUGGAAGAGAACAACUGAAUUACUCAGGGAAGUUGCGAGUCAUGGUGAGGAUACUGGCUAUGAAGUGCCUUGCCUCGUUGUUGCAGCUAAAGAUGAUCUGGUUUCAUUUCCAAUGGCUAUACAAGAUUCUAUGAGGAUUACUCAGGAUAUGGGAAUUGGAGCUCCAAUACCCAUCAGUUCCAAGUUGGGUGAUUUCAAUAAUGUAUUCCGUAGGAUUGUUAGUGCCGCAGAGCAGCCACAUUUGAGCAUUCCCGAAACAGAAGCAGGGAGAAGUCGCAAGCAAUAUCAUCGGCUCAUAAACCGCUCUCUCAUGUGUGUCUCAGUUGGAGCUGCAGUGGCAAUUGUUGGACUGGCAGCUUACCGUGUUUAUGCUGCAAGGAAGAAUUCUUCAAGCUGAAGGACCAAACUGUCUGACGGUAAAUAUGGCUGCAAAGUCGAAACCAGUCAUCUGCUUCAAUGUGGUUGAUUGAUUGCGCCAAGAAGUUUUCUUAUUCAGAUGCCUGCUUUGUUGGGUUUCUUUGCAAGGCAUUUAGUCAUUGACCAUCAACUCUUCUUUUAUUCUAGCUAGUUUGUCGGUCUGGUUGGAAAAGGGUUUUACUGUUGGAACGUUAUAGAUGUACCAUGUUGUGCAAUAAAAAAAAAGAAGAAGAAAAUUUUGCCA